Molecule: messenger RNA, 1493 nt
Organism: Penaeus monodon (black tiger shrimp)
Lineage: Eukaryota; Metazoa; Arthropoda; Malacostraca; Decapoda; Penaeidae
Product: pollen-specific leucine-rich repeat extensin-like protein 1
Exons: 2
Coding region: 1-1455 (484 amino acids)
Cellular component (GO): extracellular matrix
Source: RefSeq, a predicted model, not a curated record
AUGACGGAGGCGGCAGGUCCUGAUCCUGCACUUCUUGACCCAACUUACUCUGGUCCCGAUUCUGGCCCUAUCCACUCUGGUCCUGGCCCUAUCCACUCUGGCCUUGGCCCUAUCCAUUCUGGUCCUGGCCCUAUCCAUUCUGGCCCUGGCCCUAUCCACUCUGGUCCUGGCCCUAUCCAUUCUAGCCCUGGCCCUAUCCAUUCUGGCCCUGGCCCUAUCCAUUCUGGUCCUGGCCCUAUCCAUUCUGGUCCUGGUCCUAUUCAGUCUGGCCCAGGCCCUAUCCACCUGGCGCCAGCCCUAUCCAUUCUAGUCCUAGCCCUACCCACUCUGGUCCCGGCGUUAUCCAAGCUGGUCUUACCAAUGUCUAUUCCGGUCCCGCUCCUAUCCACAGUGGUCCUGCCCCUAUCCAAUCUGGUCCUGGUCCUAUUCGCUCUGGUCGAGAUCCACUCCACCAGGUAUUGUCCAUCCUAUGCCGAUCCUAUCAAUAGUAGACCAGACGCUAUCCACCCAGGUUCUGGCUCUAUCCAAGCUGGUCCUGGUCCUAUCCACCAAGGCCCUAUCUACUCUGGCCCAGGUCCUAUCCUCUCCGAUGAUGACGUGGCGCCCAUUCACUUUGGCUCUGGCGCAGCGUCACGCCUUCGUCCUGCUCCCUCCGGCCCCAGAUCUAUCCAGCGUGGAGCCGGUCUCCUUCAGGCCGGUCCUGGAACUGUCCAUUCUGGCCCAAGCACUAUCCACUCUGACUCCAGUGCCAGCCUCGACGGUCCGGUGUCUGUUUAUAUCGGACCCGAUCGUAUUCAGGCUGGUCCCGCUCCCAUUCAUUCCGGUUCUGGCAAUAUCCACUCCGCCGGCCCAGGUUCUAUCCGUCUGGAUUCUGGUCCCGCCCCGAUCCACGCUGGCCCAUCCCUCGAGGCCCCGAAAUGUUACAUUGGUCCGGACUCUGUUCGUCAAGCUAAUCAACUCUCUAGACACGGGUCUAUCCGCCUUGAUUCCGGUCCUAUCCAUUCCGGUCCAGCUUCUGUCCACUCUGGCCCGGGCUCUGUCCACACUGGCCCUCGCCCUAUCCAUCCAGCCUCCGCUCCAGUAAACCCGCUUCACAGUGGGUUCUCUCAUCCUCACCCUUCUCACAAGGGAGAUACUUUCGACGAAGACGGGCCUGUUGCAUACAAUUUUAACUACGAUGUUAAGGACGAUUACACCGGCUCUACAUUCGGCCACCAGGAAUCCCGCGACGGGUACAACACCCAGGGGUCCUACUACUCACCCCUUCCCGACGGUCGGCUACAGAAGGUCACGUAUUAUGUCAACGGUGACUCCGGAUUUGUCGCCGAAGUAAUGUACGAAGGAGAAGCACAAUAUCCGACCUACCAGCCUGCCUCUGUGCCGGCCUACCAACCUGCCCCUUCGCCGGCGUAUCAGCCUGCUCCUUUGCACCAACCAGUUUCUAAUUAUGCUUAGUCUUUUUCUUAGAAAUAAAGCCUUUGGAUUGGUUUUUA